AUGUCAGAGAUGACAACCACUCCCGGUAUCACGCCAUCUACAACGACGACGACUACAACGACAGUAACUGAUGAUCCUCUGAGUUCUACGACUACGACAUUUUCACCGAGUCCAACCACUGUGACGACUACCAUCGUGACAACCACCAUCACAACUGGUGAGCCUACCGCUGCACCAGAUAUCCACCAAGGAACAUCCUGGGGCUGGAUCGUCUUCGGGGUGUUGCUCUUAAUCAUUGCUCUAGCGGCCGUGGCUGCUGUUUUGUGGCGCCGCUACUACAUGAAAAAUAACAAGAAAACUUAUACUCCUAAUGCUGGCGAAGACAAUGCUGCGUUUCGAAGGGAGAGCGCAACUCCAAAGGUCAACUACUCGGUCGCGGACGACGAGGUGAAGGCGUUUACGACCAGUGAAUUGCGAGUGGACAUGUUUCAGCCGCAAGACACCUUCGAGAACGGCUACAAUGGGGCGUCGGACCACCAUAACCCUACCAACUCCUACGAAGCCACAUCACACCUU
Molecule: messenger RNA, 516 nt
Organism: Mesorhabditis spiculigera
Lineage: Eukaryota; Metazoa; Nematoda; Chromadorea; Rhabditida; Rhabditidae
Source: the annotation of a GenBank genome assembly